GGCCAAUGGCAACAUAGCACAGGACCCCAAACACACAUGCACACGCUUCCUAUCAAGAUGAAAAGAGGCCUACUAGUACUUUGGUCCCUGUUCUGCCUCUGUGUGACAAACACAGCUUCUGGCAACAAGCCCAAACACCCUCUUGAGUUUGAUCAAUUGGAAAUAUUCAGGAAAUAUGUUCCCGCAAAACAGCAUGCAUCUGCGAGCAAGAGCCCUUCUAGUUCUACGGUGCAUGGUGGCUCACAAAAUUAUCAGCGAGAGAGGGAUAAGAUCAUAGCAAUGCCAGGCCAGAUGGAGGAAGUGGAAUUCGAACAAUAUGCAGGAUAUGUCACGGUGGAUGCAAUUGCUGGAAGGGCUUUGUUCUACUAUUUUGCUGAGGCUCCUCAAGAUCCUUCCAAGAAACCACUAGUCCUAUGGCUGAAUGGAGGCCCUGGUUGUUCAUCCUUUGGAGCUGGAGCCAUGCUAGAACUCGGACCCUUCUCUGUCCAUAGUGACAACAAGACACUGUACAAGAAAAAACAUGCAUGGAACACAGUAGCGAAUAUGCUGUUUGUUGAGAUCCCAGCUGGAGUUGGGUACUCAUACUCCAACACGACAUCAGACUAUCACAACACUGGUGACAAAAGAAGCACAGAUGAUGCGUACACCUUCCUUGUCAAUUGGCUCGAGAGAUUUCCCGAGUACGGAGACCGUGAUUUCUUCAUAACCGGAGAGAGCUAUGCUGGCCACUAUGUACCAGAGCUAGCUAAUUUGAUUAUUUCUAACAACAGGGCCAGAAACGCGACUAGUGUCAAGCUCAAAGGUGUUGCUAUCGGCAACGCAGACUUGCAAUACAAUUUGACUCUAAGAGCAACAUUUGACUACUUCUGGAUGCAUGCUAUGAUUUCUGGAAAAACCUACAGGACUGUCCAGGCCAACUGUGGCUUCAACGGGACAUAUACUAAAGAUUGUGAUAAUGCCAUGGACUUAGCCAUAAAGGAAAAGGGUGACGUUGAUGACUACAACAUCUAUGCACCAAUAUGCCGUGAUGCGUCCAGUCCUCUCAGAUCAAGUGACCCGGUGGUGUUCGGUGAUCCCUGCACAAAUCACUAUGUCUCAUCUUAUCUAAAUCGUCCUGAGGUCCAAAGAGCCCUACACGCAAACACAACAGGGUUGAACUACCCAUGGAUGGAUUGCAGUCAACAUGUAUUCGAUAACUGGAAAGAUUCACCGGAGACCGUGCUGCCAUCGAUCAAGAAACUCAUUUCAAGUGGCACAAGGGUAUGGCUGUACAGUGGUGAUAUGGAUGCAGUAUGCUCUGUGACCUCGACCCAAUACGCACUGGACGUUCUUGACCUGCCCACAGAAACAUCUUGGCGCCCAUGGCGCGUCGACAAUGAGGUUGCCGGCUAUGUGGUUGGGUACAAGGGCCUGGUGUUUGCAACAGUGAAAGGAGCAGGGCACAUGGUCCCUUACUAUCAGCCCCGCAGGGCCCUAGCGCUAUUCUCAUCCUUCCUAGAAGGAAAGCUUCCACCACAAUGGUCCAAUUGUUAGGAAUAAAUUAACACAUGACUAUUGUAACGGUUGUUAGCGAAUGGGUGUGUCCGACCCAUGCAGUCGUGUCCCUUCUCUCUCUUAAUAUAUACUCGGGAAACGCUUACCAUC
Molecule: messenger RNA, 1644 nt
Organism: Hordeum vulgare subsp. vulgare (domesticated barley)
Lineage: Eukaryota; Viridiplantae; Streptophyta; Magnoliopsida; Poales; Poaceae
Product: serine carboxypeptidase 1-like
Exons: 8
Coding region: 37-1533 (498 amino acids)
Biological process (GO): proteolysis
Cellular component (GO): vacuole
Molecular function (GO): serine-type carboxypeptidase activity
Source: RefSeq, a predicted model, not a curated record